Fusarium keratoplasticum is the source of this 2400-nucleotide messenger RNA. RefSeq names its product CID domain-containing protein. Gene Ontology annotation, biological process: RNA processing. The transcript has a single exon. The record is from RefSeq and is a predicted model, not a curated record. Bases 1 to 2400 code for a protein of 799 amino acids. Gene Ontology annotation, cellular component: nucleus. Gene Ontology annotation, molecular function: RNA binding. Lineage: Eukaryota; Fungi; Ascomycota; Sordariomycetes; Hypocreales; Nectriaceae.
AUGUCUGCCGGAAAAGGCUUAUCCGAGUUCCCCGACCUGGAGGCCAAGCUCCAGAAACCAGCCAAGCAGUCCGCCUUCGAGAGACAGAAAGCCGAGGCCGAAGCCAAGCGACAACGAGAGGCAGCCGAAACCGCCGCCGUAUACGAUGAAUUUGUAAAGAGCUUCGAUCGCGAUGACGAUUACGAUGGCCACGGUUCCCACAGCUCUUCGGGGCCCUCGCGCCCGCGACCUGGCUUUGGAGGGCCGCCUCCUCCCGGAUCUGGCGCUGGAAGGCGACAUUUUGGGACGUCAGGGUUGAAGAGCGGACCGGGGAGCCUAGGCCCGCCUCCAUCUUCGUUUGGAAAGAAGCGAUCGUUCCAGGAUUUUGCGCGGGCGCCGCGGGAGAAGGGGAUCUUGGGCUACGAGGAAGGUCCUGGCCCUGGAAGCGGCACGCUAUCCGCAUCGAGGGCCUUUAACACGAGCGACGAUGAAGACAUGGGCGACGCGACGAAUCGGGCGGAAGAGAGAGCCGUUGCGAAGCCUACACUACGACUGUCCAGUAUGCCACCUGGAACCUCACCAGCGAUGAUCAAGGCGCUCAUCCCGGAGAACCUGACGGUUGAGCAUGUUAAGAUUGUGCCCCCGGCUGGGUCUGGGAGCUCGGAGCGGAAACAUACUGUCUCUAUCGUGACUUUAUCACAGGACACACCCGCGAACGAAAUCGAUGCCGCCGUCAAUACCUUGCAAAACCGCUACCUGGGCUACGGAUACUACCUCUCGCUUCAUCGCCAUCUCUCUUCAGCCGUGGCAACCUCAGCUACCAUACCCACUCUUGGAUCAUCAUCUUCUGCCUCACAACCGUUCGGUGCGAAACCUGUGGAACAGGCUUCAGGGCCACACAGCGCACCGGCGCAACAUGGCUUCCACCGGGGCUUUGCGCCUCCUACAUCAUACGGCGCUCCUGGAGCGGGUGUGAACCGGGCCAACCUUUUACACGUUCCGGUGAAGCCACCGCAGGACGUGAGAACCAUUCAGCUGAUAAGCAAGGUCAUAGAGGGGGUCCUCGAGCACGGACCGGAGUAUGAGGCGCUGCUAAUGUCACGACCCGAGGUUCAGCGGGAGGAGAAGUGGGCAUGGAUUUGGGAUGCCAGGAGUCAGGGAGGUAUCUGGUAUCGGUGGAGGUUAUGGGAAGUCAUCACAGGAUCUCAGCAGUCGCAAAAAAAGGCGAGAUAUGUGCCUCUCUUCGAUGGUGCCCACGCAUGGAAGGCCCCGGAGAAGAACCUGAGUUACGAGUACGCGACGAAACUUGACGAGUUUGUUUCUGACUCGGAGUACAACUCAUCAGACGAAGAGGACUUUGAUGACGAGAACAAGCGAGAAAACCCUGAGGGGGAGUCGGAGAACACAUUUCUCAACCCACUUGAGAAGGCCAAGCUCACUCACCUUCUCGCGCGAUUACCGACAACAAUAGGCAGAUUGAGAAAGGGCGACGUCGCAAGAGUGACGACAUUUGCGAUAACGCAUGCCAGCCGCGGAGUUGAUGAGGUUGUGGACCUGAUCGUGUCCAACGUCGAGAAGCCUUUCGCCUUGACAGGGGCAAAUCCGGACAAGAAGCCUGAUACUAAAGAGACACAGCAAGCCACAGGUUCUGAAGAGACGCCCAGUAAUGAGGGUCCCGACAUUAGCGCUGCCAGCCUGGUGGGCUUGUAUGUCGUUAGUGAUAUCUUGUCGUCUUCCUCAACAAGCGGGGUACGUCACGCCUGGCGGUUCCGGCAACUUUUCGAGACGGCUCUUAAAGACCGCAAGAUCUUUGAGACGCUGGGACUCAUGGCUGAACGGCUCAAAUGGGGUCGCCUCCGCGCCGAGAAGUGGAAGCGAAGCAUCAGCCUGGUCCUCAAUCUCUGGGAAGGCUGGUGCGUGUUCCCUGCGGAAAGCCAGGAGUUGUUUGUGCGCAGUUUUGAGAACCCUCCAUCAUUGAGCGUCGUUGACAAGGAUGACACCGAGGAGGAGAAGAAGGGCAAGUGGAAAGCAGUGGAGGCCCAGCAAGGCGAAAAGGAACGAGCAUUGCCCAUUUCUGCCGAGGAGGUAGAUGUUCCCGGUGAGCCAAUCGACGACGACGACGUUGCUGGAGAGCCAGUAGAAGAGGAUGACGUCGAGGGAGAACCGAUCCAAGAGGACGACAUUGAUGGGGAGCCCAUCAACGAGGACGACAUUGAAGGCGAACCUAUUGAGGAGGACGACGUGAUAGGGGAGCCGAUGGAGGAGGAUGAGGCUGGGGGAACAGCACCUCCGCCAGCACCGCUUGCUGUCGAGGAACCAAAGCCCAAAGAAGAGCCACCGCGCGUUGGAGGGCCGACCAGGAAGCGGAUGAGGGCCGUGGAUAUGUUUGCGGACUCGGACGACUCGGACAAGGCCUCUUGA